GGGUAUAACCUCGCAUACAUCCUCCCGUCUUUUGCGCAAAGUGAAAAGUUAUUGCUUGCGCUUGGUGUUUGUCUUUUUUGAGUUUCACUCUCAGCAUAGUAUCCGCAGGAUUGUCUGUGGUAAAUUGCCCUUUCAUAUCGCAGAGAUGACGCGGAACCUCUUUUGGAGGGUGGCUCCCGGCUCGAUGUCAGUUAUUGCGUUCGUCCUCAUUACGACGGUCCUAUUCGGUCAGCACAGCUGGUGGCUGGAUGGCGUCUACUUUCUGGAGGUCGAUGUGUCCAAGAUGUCCAUUCCCCCGAAACUUGGGGAGUCGAGUAUUUUGAACGACAUCUCGACGGUCUCCGGCACGGAUUACACUGGACAGAACUCCACCGCCCAGUCGCUCGGUGUCGCCAGCAGAUACACCGUUGGCUUGCUCACAGCUUGUGGGCGCGGCAAUGGGACCGCCGUGUGCAUGGAGGCGCACGUUGGCUACUAUUUUAACAUUCCGAAAGUCCUCCGUUUCCCGGCCACUUCGUUGCAAGGGAACGUGAACGGCACCUUUUUGGCGGCCACAGAGUCAUACAGAACAGCUAGCGCCUUCAUGUCCAGCGGUCUCAUCGCCUCCAACGUGUUCAACUUUUUGGUAUCCAUCGUAGGAUGGUUUUCGCCCAGAGGAGCGGGCGUCAUGAGCGCUAUUUCGACGUGCUUUGCCAUCUCCGCAACCAUUGCGGCAAUUGUUGUCUUCAACAAAUUUAAUAACGCGAUCAUGGCCACUUAUUCGACGUCUAUCGGCUUGACGAGCAACCUGGGCAUGUCUGCUAUUGUUAUUGCCUGUCUGGCCGCCUUCAUUUCGCUAUUGGCCAGCAUUUUAUACGUCAGUCGUUCGCUCAGGGAGGAUCCGACCCGCCAGCGGCGCCGCAUUAGGAACCGCCCGGUUGCUCGUUCGGCCGAGAAGAAGUCGAUGCCUUUGAUGGAGGGCGGCAACAGCUACAACAUGGAAGGCAUCGAGGUGUACCAUGGUGCGAGCGAUGGUAACGGGCAAAGCCAGCAGAAGAGCGGGUUGAUGGGUUUCGUGGGCAGCAAGCAUAACUAUGUCCAGGUCGAGAAGCAACGUCCCCAGGGCGGAGACGACAUUGCGAACCAGCCAGUGUCUACCCUUGGCUCACCAUAUUUGGGACCGCGGCUUGAUGAGGACUGGGCGGCUCCAGAUGAGUACACGCAAAAGAGGAAACCGGUUCCCAGCCCCCCAAGACUCGACAUUCCCGGCAACAGGCAGACGAGGGAUCAAAAUGCUAGCUAUGAGCCGUAUACUAGCACGACAACGAGAUUUUAAUGGAUGAUUUCGAUUAGCCCUUCGUUCCGGAGAAAGGAGACACGAAGCGACGCAGUUCAGCCAUGGUAUGAUAGGUUUGACGGUUCGGAUUUGAGUUUUAGAUGGCGUCGGAUGGGUAUGCGGGUUUGGAUGUCCUCCUGGUUAGCGCUCAUGAGAUAAUCGGCAUUGCUUGUACGUUUUUGGUAGACCUUUGGAACAUUUGGUCGGCGCAUAUGAUGUACGAUUUCAGUGAAUAAUUACGAGAUCCGAAAUAUGGUGUCCGAUGAGGCGUGACUUGUUGCUUCGAUUACCUGGCGUGUUAAUUUUGUGACUUUUUCUUCUUGCCGCUCAACCUCUCCCUCGUUGUUGACGUAUGGAUGGCUACAUACCGACAAGACGCAGAUUCACAACUUAAAGUC
Messenger RNA from Neurospora tetraspora, 1713 nucleotides. RefSeq lists its product as uncharacterized. The record is from RefSeq and is a predicted model, not a curated record. Bases 146 to 1315 code for a protein of 389 amino acids. Gene Ontology annotation, cellular component: cell cortex of cell tip; plasma membrane. Lineage: Eukaryota; Fungi; Ascomycota; Sordariomycetes; Sordariales; Sordariaceae. Gene Ontology annotation, biological process: fungal-type cell wall organization. The transcript has 2 exons.